ACUAUGUGGUCCAACAUCAGUGCUGCCCCAUUCCUACUGACUGGAUUCCCAGGACUGGAGAAAUUUCAUCCUUGGAUUUCCAUCUCUUUCUUUGUCAUCUACGGCUCUAUACUUCUUGGCAAUGGAGUUCUCCUCUUUCUAAUCAGAGGAGAUCAUACCCUUCAUGAGCCCAUGUAUUAUUUUCUGGCUAUGUUGGCAGCCACAGACCUGGGAGUGACUUUGACAACAAUGCCCACUGUACUGGGUGUUCUGUGGCUGGACCACAGGAAGAUAAGUCAUGGGCCCUGCUUCUUUCAGGCCUAUUUAAUCCACUCCCUUUCUAUAGUGGAGUCUGGAGUCUUGCUCAUAAUGGCCUAUGAUCGUUUUAUUGCCAUCUGCAAUCCUUUGAGAUAUACCUCCAUUCUCACCAAUGCUAAGGUGAUAAAAAUAGGUCUAGGGGUUCUACUGAGGGGAUUUAUGCUUAUUGUGCCUAUAAUUAUCACCCUCUCCGAAUUCCCCUACUGCAGAUCCCAUGUCCUCUCCCAUGCCUUCUGCCUGCACCAGGAUGUGAUCAAAUUGGCCUGUGGGGACAUCACCUUCAAUAGACUUUAUCCUAUAGCCUUGGUCUCAGUAACUGGUUUCUUGGACUCUAUGCUUAUCCUUAUUUCUUACAUUCUAAUCCUUAAGACUGUCAUGCGAAUUGCCUCAGGUAAGGAGCAGGCUAAGGCCCUAAAUACUUGUGUUUCUCACAUUAGUUGUGUGCUAGUUUUUUAUGUCACUGUGACUGGGCUAACCCUCAUUCAUCGAUUUGGAAAAUAUGUACCACAUAUAGUUCAUAUUAUCAUGAGCUAUGUCUAUUUCCUCUUCCCCCCAUUCAUGAAUCCAAUAAUCUACAGCAUUAAGACCAAGCAGAUACAGAAUGGUAUCAACCAUCUUUUUUCUUUUUGUAGAAUUUGA
This is a messenger RNA of Tupaia belangeri chinensis (Chinese tree shrew), 936 nucleotides long. RefSeq names its product olfactory receptor 51B2-like. NCBI's taxonomy places the organism in Eukaryota, Metazoa, Chordata, Mammalia, Scandentia, Tupaiidae. Gene Ontology annotation, molecular function: G protein-coupled receptor activity; olfactory receptor activity. The transcript has a single exon. Gene Ontology annotation, biological process: G protein-coupled receptor signaling pathway. Gene Ontology annotation, cellular component: plasma membrane. The coding region runs from base 4 to 936 and encodes 310 amino acids. The record is from RefSeq and is a predicted model, not a curated record.